GUAGAAAUUAAUUCCGUCAGCGCCACAACUUCUAUCAAACCAAUAUCAAACCACCCAUCCGGCCUUCGCCAACAGGAUAAAGAUGGCCGCUAUGCGAAUGAAAUGCCCGCUUGCACACCCCUGCGUGUCUCCCCCCCUCCCCAUCCUCCUGAGUAGAAUCCCGAGCGGGGCGAUUUCGCGCCAAGCCACCCACCCCCUUUCCCUAGACGCGAUCGUGCCGCUGCUAUUUAGACCCCGUCGAGCGCCCACUCCAUUUCCUCUUUUUCUGUGGCCACCGACCUGUCCUGCACCAUCAACCACGUAGGACCAGCACGAACACCGAGAUGCGAUUCCACCUCGUCGUCGCUUUCGUUUGCACCUUCCUCUUCGCAUGCGCUGCAGCCUGGCCGUUCCCCAAGAGUGGCCCUGAGGCGCCCUCCAGUGUCUUCGUCGAGACGCGCUGGGUUUCCAAUGCUGAGCGCCUGCAGCGCGGAAUGCCGCUCUUGAAACCGACGAAGAGGCGUCCUGGUGCUCCCGUUGCACCCUGUGCAUCCAGCUCUCCGGACCGACGUGCGCAGAUCCAGAAGCGACUGGCCGAGGAGAGGGACGGCUUAUGAAAUGGGCCCUUCAUUCAGUGCCACGUUCUCUCAGGCAUUCGAUCGCUUUCCAUUCCACCCGCGGGGCCGAUUCAACUGUAUUCACUGACCAUUCAUACCAUACCAUACGAUCCCGUACCCUACCGCACCACCACAAUAACAUGCCCGAUCACCCCUUGGCACCAUAUUCUGUAUCGUAGCUAGCUGCCGAACACUUUUAGACUUGCACCCCAAAUUGGGCUACCUACGCAUCCAAAUUUCGGACCCUUAGACGACCCCCUAGAUUCACGAUGCUUGAUUGCAGACCAUCAUCAUCCACAAUACCAUGAUAUGCUGAUUAGACGAUACAAUACAUUCACGAUACUUGCUUGAGAGAUGUAUGGACGAGAGCAGAGGAGUCGGGAGAUGAUCGCUGGUCCGCAAGAUCUGACACGCGGCGAUUCAAGAUAUCAUGAUUCGCCAGACUGCAAGAUGGACCCGCUGUAAGGCCACCGCGCCUGAUAUGCUGGUUAUGUUGUCGUCUGGCC
Molecule: messenger RNA, 1102 nt
Organism: Mycena citricolor
Lineage: Eukaryota; Fungi; Basidiomycota; Agaricomycetes; Agaricales; Mycenaceae
Source: the annotation of a GenBank genome assembly